CAAUUUCCUCCACAGCUAACCACCCACCCACCCAACUCCCUCCAGCCUGCAGGCAGCGAGAGAUAUGGUGUGCUUCUGCUUUUUGGUGGAUCAGAAGAGGACCGUGGGGAGGAGCAAGCCCGCGGCGGGGACGUGUUCGCGCUGCGGCGGAGGGGCGAGCGUUGCCGAUAUGAAAACCGCCACAAGGUUCUGUUACAUCCCAUUCUACUGCAAGUCGUGGAAGGCCAUCGUUUGUACCUUCUGUGGUGCCAUCCUCAAAUCUUACAGAUAGAUAUGAUCAUCACUGCUUCGGCUUUUCUUUCUUUCUUUCUUUUUUUGUCUUUUUUUACUUAUAUAUCCACACACACACACAUAUGGUUACUAGUUUAUAUAAGCAACACAAAUAUAUGAUAUAUAUAUAUAUAUAAUGGGUCGAAUGCUCCUCUCUCUGUGUAUAUAUACACAACAUUAAGCUUACAAAUCUUACUGUCAAUAGAAAAAAUGUUGAGUCGCGUUGUCUUCUUCUUC
This is a messenger RNA of Diospyros lotus (date-plum), 507 nucleotides long. RefSeq lists its product as uncharacterized. The transcript has a single exon. The record is from RefSeq and is a predicted model, not a curated record. NCBI's taxonomy places the organism in Eukaryota, Viridiplantae, Streptophyta, Magnoliopsida, Ericales, Ebenaceae. The coding region runs from base 65 to 271 and encodes 68 amino acids.